Xenia sp. Carnegie-2017 is the source of this 1124-nucleotide messenger RNA. Its product is annotated as dnaJ homolog subfamily B member 6-like. Gene Ontology annotation, molecular function: Hsp70 protein binding. The record is from RefSeq and is a predicted model, not a curated record. The transcript is spliced from 9 exons. Lineage: Eukaryota; Metazoa; Cnidaria; Anthozoa; Malacalcyonacea; Xeniidae. The coding region runs from base 230 to 967 and encodes 245 amino acids.
UCACUGCGCAACCUUUUAGCUAGAAGCAGGUAGGAGAGUGUUGGAUAUGGUCGGAUUUGUCACCGCUUUCGUUGAAAAUAAUCAGUUUCACCUGUCGUGCCAAUAACUUCUGUAUUACGAAAGGUUAUUUUCAUCAGGAACCUUUCUAUAAAUUGUGUGCAAGAAGAUUUGUGCCCUACGUCGUUCAUUUGUAAACACGUCGUUGCUAUAUGAUUAGCUGGAGCUGAACAUGGGAGACUAUUACGAUAUCCUAGGCGUUACAACGGAUGCCACAGAACAAGAUAUAAAAAAAGCUUAUCGAAAACUCGCCCUGAAAUGGCAUCCGGACAAAAAUCCUGACGACAAAGAAAAUGCAUCAAAGAUGUUCCAAGAUAUAUCCGAAGCCUAUGAAAUUUUAUCAGACGGUGAAAAAAGAGCAAUUUAUGACAAAUAUGGUAAAGAUGGUUUGAAAGGCCAUGCAUCAGGUGGAAAUGUUCCAGGUGGAUUUCAAGGAUUCCACUUUAGUAGUGCAGAAGAAAUUUUCAGGAAUUUCUUUGGUGGAGAUUUGUUCAGUAAUUUCUUUCGCGAUCCUUUUGCUGACAUGGACGAAAUGAGGAAUGGAGGUGGAAGAAGAAGAGGAAGCAGAAGUCGCUCAACACACACAAACAACAUACGUGAUUUAACUGGCGAUUUCUUUGAUGGCGACGGCGGACUUCUUGGCUUCAGAGGUGGCUUUGGAGAUGCUUUUGGAGGUGACUUUGGAUUUAGUAGCUCGUUUGGUGAAAGUUUUGGUAGCGGUUUUGGCGGCCUGACAGGAAAUGUCCGAUCUGUAAGUACUUCUACAACAGUGAAGAACGGAAAGAGAGUUGUCAAAACAAAGAUUGUCGAAAACGGGAAGGAGACCGUCGAAGAGAAAACGGACGGAGUGGUGACAUUUAAAAGCAUAAAUGGCGUCGAGCAAGACUUGCCCAGGCUUACGUCAAAAUAAUUGUCGAUGUCAUAUAGUGCUUAAUAGCUCAAGUUUGCAACUGUAAAUUAUUUUAGAAUCCUUAUUAUUAACCGGAUGUUUUGUUCUUUCGUAAAAUCUCAAUGUACCACACUAAUGCUUGUUAAUAGUUCAAUUAAUAUAUACAUUAAGAAGAAGA